CUGGCGCUGGGGCUGGUCGGCCUGGCCUUCGCGCUCUUCGGCCUCGUCCUGCUCUUCGUUCUGCCCAGCAUAGUCCGAGACCAGGUCAUCAAGAAUGUGAGGAUCGAUCCGAAUAGCAUCUCCUUCAGGAUGUGGAAAGAUAUUCCUGUUCCCUUUUAUCUAUCAGCCUACUUCUUUGAGAUAAUGAAUCCAGAAGAGAUUCGUAUGGGAGCCAAGCCAGUGGUGAAUCAACGUGGCCCUUAUGUUUACAGAGAGCACAGGUAUAAAACCAAUAUAACCUUCCAUGACAACGGUACAGUUUCCUUCCUGGAAUACCGGAGAUUUUUCUUCCGUCCAGACCUGUCUGACGGGAAGGAAGAGGAUUACGUUGUGGUGCCAAACAUCCUUGUUAUGGGGGCAGCCAUUAUGCUGGAGAAGCUACCACACUUUCUGAAGGUGUUAAUAAGCGGCGCACUAGCUGGCCUGGGGCAGGGAGCUUUCAUGAACCGAACAGUGGGAGAGAUUAUGUGGGGCUACGACGACCCACUUAUCGAUGUGCUGAACAACUAUGUGCCUGGCUUGAUCCCUUUCAAGGGGAAGUUCGGCUUAUUUAUGGAUUUUAACAACUCAAAUACAGGACUGUUCACAGUGUAUACAGGGGCCACAGACAUCAAUAAAAUCCACAUAGUGGAUACAUGGAAUGGAUUAAAAAAGGUGAAUUAUUGGCGAUCCAAUGAGUGUAAUAUGAUCAAUGGGACUUCUGGAGAGAUGUGGCCUCCUUUCAUGACUCCUUCCUCUUCUCUAGAAUUUUAUAGCCCUGAUGCCUGCCGAUCCAUGAAGCUGGUGUAUGAGCAGUCAGGAGUAUUUAAAGGGGUGCCAACCUAUCGAUUUGUGGCUCCGAAGACUUUAUUUGCUAAUGGCACAGACUAUCCACCAAAUGAAGGCUUCUGCCCUUGCAGGGAAUCUGGAAUCCAGAAUGUCAGCACCUGUAGAAUGAAUGCACCAGUGUUCAUAUCCCAUCCGCACUUCUACAAUGCUGACCCUGUCUUGCUGGAAGCCGUUGAUGGAUUACAUCCCAACAAAGAGCAGCAUGGCCUCUUCCUUGAUGUUCAUCCGGUCACAGGAAUUCCAAUGAACUGUUCUAUCAAACUGCAACUAAGCCUAUACAUAAAGAAGGUCGCUGGCAUAAGCCAAACAGGACAGAUCAAGCCGGUUGUCUUGCCUAUACUUUGGUUUGGAGAGAGCGGAGCCAUUGAAGGUUCAGUCUUGCAGCAGUUCUACACCAGCCUGGUCCUGAUCCCAUCUGUGCUGGAAUACGUGCAGUAUAUCGCCAUUGGUCUGGGUCUCGCUCUGAUGUUUGUUGCCAUUGUGCUGGAGGUAAAGAGACAGAGAAAUGCCAGAGAGAAGAGCCAACAAGAGCCAGAGCUACAGAACGAACCACCUCAGUAUUCAGAAACAACACCACUUCUUCAGGAUGCUAGUGAACCAAACCAGAACAACGCUGCUGAAGCCUGAAGUGCCAAUCUCUUAGAGGGUGAUUUCCACCAGUACCAGGGACUGUGCUGAUGCAACAGACUCUCUCUGGGUCAGUGAGGAUACACAGAGUGGGAUAAAAUACCUGAUUCUGAACAGUCUGGAGAGAGGCACAAAACCUCCAAGGCUAUUGAAUCCUAUUGCCAUGGCUCUCACUUCCUGCACUGAGAUAGGAGCAGAGGAUAAAACCAAUUCACUCCUGUCACUUUGAAGUACAAAACAAAGAACACUUGUUGGCCUGAGGCUGGUAUGGGCCAAGAAUUCUUGCGUGCUACUUUCAGCCCUGCAGAGAUGAAAGAUACCUGCUGGCUAAUCCCGGAAGAGUCCUUUCCCCUGCCCCCUUAGUCUCUCUCUUCACCUAAAGUGGAGAGAAUUCUAAAAGGAAAAGGCACUUUAAUCAAUAACCCAUUAAAGCAAAUAAGGUUUACAUCUUCUAUAGAAGUAACUGGUUUAUAUAGAAAAUGUCAGUAUUUAACAAUCUGUGCCUCUCGGGGCUUAUGGACAGGUGCUUACUAAAUAAAUCUCUACUGACUGAAAUUCACUCCCCUUCAGGAGGCUACCACUAAUCUGGGAAAACUGAGCAUGAUCCACAGUAGUUACUAUUAAUCCUAUUUAAAACAUUAUAGGAUGGGCUCAUUGAGUGGAAAUGGAUUCUUAUGCUCCUCACAUCUUAGACCUAUGCUGCCAGGUUAUUUUUUAUAGAUGGGUAUUGGGCUAUACAACCAUGUGCUAAUGUAAGAUUCAUGAUUGCAGUGAUUUGCUGCUGUGUAGGGGUGGUGCUGUAGACAAAAGGCUCAUAUGUCACUGAUACAUGCCUGCUGGGAGAAUGGGAGGCCCAAGGCCACUACCUGGCAGUUGUAUAAUGUCUGAGUGAAAAUACUCUCUGCAGAUAGCGUGAAACAUUCUGUUUUCCAUGUGGUCAGGCAAUUCCAUAAGUCUGUGCAGGUUGUUUGAGGACCCCUUUAAAUGCUACUGAUGAGCAGGCAGCAACAGCUGAAGUAUACACCCAAAUGGGAGGGAAACCCACUCCUGUGACUUAAGCUUUGCAUUGAGAGUACUGAAUGCAGCAGUCUGUCACGGGAGGGUGCAUGGCCUGUACACAAUGUAGGGAUUUUUUUUUACCAUGCAAAGUGCUAUGUAACCAUGGUGCCCCCAACUGUUC
Messenger RNA from Pelodiscus sinensis (Chinese soft-shelled turtle), 2674 nucleotides. Lineage: Eukaryota; Metazoa; Chordata; Testudines; Trionychidae. The record is from RefSeq and is a predicted model, not a curated record.